Tachysurus fulvidraco (yellow catfish) is the source of this 2376-nucleotide messenger RNA. RefSeq names its product 5-hydroxytryptamine receptor 7. The record is from RefSeq and is a predicted model, not a curated record. Gene Ontology annotation, cellular component: plasma membrane; dendrite. NCBI's taxonomy places the organism in Eukaryota, Metazoa, Chordata, Actinopteri, Siluriformes, Bagridae. Gene Ontology annotation, biological process: G protein-coupled receptor signaling pathway, coupled to cyclic nucleotide second messenger; vasoconstriction; chemical synaptic transmission. Gene Ontology annotation, molecular function: neurotransmitter receptor activity; G protein-coupled serotonin receptor activity.
GGUCAGAAAGAGUGAAGAAAUCUUUCCUGUGAUGUCUGGCUUGAGCUCUGAGAUGCUGCAGCUGCGCUUAAUGAAGAACCAAGCAGAACAAGCAACAACUCCAUCCAGUUCUAGUUUUAUGGGCAAUAAAAGCAGCUGUGCGGAGCAUCUUCUGCACUAUGGGAAUACAGAGAAAGUGCUGAUCGGAGGACUGCUUAUCAUACUUACUGUUUCUACCAUUUGUGGGAAUUUAUUGUUGGUCCUGACAGUAUGUUUGGUGAAGAAACUGAAGCAUCUCUGUAAUUACCUGAUUGUGUCUUUGGCUGUGGCGGACUUGGCUGUUGCAGUAGCUGUAAUGCCCUUCGUGAGCAUCAGUGACCUUAAAGAAGGACACUGGAUCUUUGGUCAGCUCUUCUGUAAUGUUUUCAUCGCCAUGGUUGUGAUGUGCUGCACAGCGUCUAUCCUCACUCUGUGUGUGAUCAGUAUAGACAGGUAUCUUGGUAUAUUAAAGCCACUGACCUAUCCUGUGAGGCGGAGUGGAAAGUGUAUGGCAAAAAUAGUGUUGAUUGAGUGGUUGUUUUCUGCCUCUAUCACGCUGCCGUCGUUGUUUGGCUGGGCUCAGAACAUCAGUGAUGAGAAUGUGUGUCUGAUCAGCCAGUACCUGGGCUACACUGUUUACUCCACUGCUGUGGCUUUUUACAUCCCCAUGUGUGUGAUGCUGAUCAUGUACUACCAAAUAUACCGAGCUGUCAAAAUCAGUGUGGCCAAGCACGCCAUCACAUCGAGACCUGAUGAUGGUGUGAGCUACGUGUCAGCUGUGCUGAAACUGCAGAGGGAGAUGAAGGAGCGUGCUAUCAUUACACGACUCCUGAGGAAUGAACGCAAGAACGUGUCCAUGUUCAAGCGAGAGCAGAAGGCAGCAACCACAUUGGGUGUUAUGGUCGGAGCGUUCAGUGUUUGAUGGCUGCCUUUUUUGCUGUCCACGGUGCAGCCCUUUGUCUGUGGUGUACACUGCAUGGUGCCCCUGUGGGUGGAGAGAACCCUGCUGUGGCUGGGCUAUACCAACUCGCUCAUUAACCCUUUUAUUAACACACUCUUCAACCAAGAUCUCAGGACCACCUACCAGAACCUUAUUUACAGAAACUUCAACCGCAAGUUCUUAGCAGCUAGCAUGCAGGAAGCACUAAAACCACAAAAUCAGACGUGAUGUAGAGAUAUAGAUAGUGUUCUGAGACAGGCUCACAAGAUAUACAUGUAUAGAAGCUUGUUGAUGAGCUCAGUACUCUCAUAAGGGUUAUUUCUAGAUGGUAGUCUGAAAACGUUUUGAUUAAUUCCACUAUUCAGUACUCACUACUGGCACAUCCAUUUCAUGAAGCAGAGCUAUCCUUCCAGAGUCAUGGGUUAAAACAUUAUGUAUGUAAAAUGUAUGCCUUCAUUUUUAACAUGAUAGGUGUUUUGUACCGUAAGACCAGUGGUACAAGAUGGUCAGAUAAUAUAACUGUCAUAAUGAAUUUGUGCUUGUGAGAUUAUAAAUGUUCCUUUAUUUUAUUCCCAUCUAAUAAUCUUCUUUCUUUUUGUAUGAUGGUUUAUGGAUGAGGCACACAAUAAUGUCCAAGUAAUGUGCUAAGUGCUCUUUGCUUUGUCUGUCCUCUACGUGGCAUUUAAUUGGUGCGUCACUUCUAAUGUGGCCACGAGCUAAACCUGUCUCAUAAUUAGGUAUUAGUAUUAUAAUUAGCCAGUCUUUAAUUGUCUUGUAGCUGUGAGGAAGGUAGGGGACACUUAAGGAUAUGAUGUUCGUGCUAUUUUGUCAGCAAGAGCAAUUCUACUUAAAACUAUUUAAAUUCUUCGACACCAGGUUCCUGCAUAUGAAUCGACAUUAAUGUGCAGUGUUUAUGGGUAUGGAUAUUUGAAUGCGUUAUUUGCUAAAAUGUAUAGAAUAGAGGCUAAAAUAAGUUGAUACGGUGAGGUGAUUAUAGUAUCAAGAUGUACUGAAAUGCAGGUCAUAGAUUGGCGUUAAAAUGGAAGAUUGCGUUUGAGUGAAUGAACAAAACUAGUGCACAUUUACAGUGUUUAAAGGGCUACAUUAUACGUUCAUAAGACUUUUCUGAACAUAUGAUACAGAUGUUUUAUUCCAGCAGAAGUUGGAUCUGCUAUACAGCUGCCAGCAACAUAUUUUGGUUGUAAUGUUUAACAUUAUUUAGACAAUAUAUAUUGGCACUGUGGCAUCAUGGAAUCGUUUUCAUCAAAGUAGACAAUGAGACAGAAAAAUUAAAUUAUAAUUUGCAUAACUCAAUUAAAAGCAUAAUGUUUUGUAUUAUAUUACUCUUUGUAUAAAUUUUCAUGUAUAAUGUUUCUUAUGUUCUGUAAAGCCACUUUGAGACAAUGUCCAUUGUUAAA